CUCGCUCGCGGCGAGGUGGCAGUUUGGGUCUGGUCCUGUGGAAUCGUAUUAUGUCGCGCCCGAAGAAUCAAAAUUACAAGGGCCAUGGAUUAUCAAAGGGAAAAGAGCGAGAGCAGAGAGCUUCAAUCCGAUUCAAGACCACUCUCGUGAAUACUCUCAUGGAUGUCCUUCGCCACAGGCCGGGCUGGGUAGAAGUAAAGGAUGAAGGGGACUGGGAUUUCUACUGGUGUGACGUCAGCUGGCUCCGGGAGAACUUUGACCACACCUACAUGGACGAACAUGUGCGGAUCAGUCACUUCCGAAACCACUACGAGCUGACGCGCAAGAACUACAUGGUGAAGAACCUGAAGCGGUUCCGGAAGCAGCUGGAGCGCGAGGCAGGGAAGCUGGAGGCAGCCAAGUGCGACUUCUUCCCCAAAACCUUUGAGAUGCCAUGCGAGUACCACCUGUUCGUGGAAGAGUUCCGCAAAAACCCGGGGAUCACCUGGAUCAUGAAGCCUGUAGCCCGGUCGCAGGGAAAAGGCAUUUUCCUCUUCCGGAGGCUGAAGGACAUCAUGGACUGGAGGAAGGGCACCGCUGGGAAGAAGCUCACCAGCUCAGAGGCCCAGCCAGCCCGGAGCGCUGUCAAUCCACCUGGAGGCCAUGACGCAAGAAGUUCUGAUGACCAGAAGGAUGAAAUCCCCGUGGAGAACUACGUAGCUCAGCGCUAUAUCGAAAACCCCUACCUGAUAGGAGGCCGCAAGUUUGACCUGCGCGUCUACGUGCUGGUGAUGUCGUACAUCCCGCUGCGGGCCUGGCUGUACCGGGACGGCUUCGCCCGAUUCUCCAACACCCGCUUCACACUGAGCAGCAUCGAUGACCAGUAUGUUCACCUCACCAAUGUCGCUGUGCAAAAGACCUCUCCUGACUACCAUCCAAAGAAGGGCUGCAAGUGGAUGAUCCAGCGCUUCCGCCAGUACCUGGCGUCCAAGCAUGGGCCGGAGGCGGUGGAGACGCUCUUCAGCGACAUGGACAACAUCUUCAUCAGGAGCCUGCAGAGCGUGCAGAAGGUGAUCAUCAGCGACAAGCACUGCUUUGAGCUGUACGGCUAUGACAUCCUCAUAGACCAGGACCUCAAACCGUGGCUCCUGGAGGUCAACGCAUCCCCAUCGCUGACAGCCAGCAGCCAGGAGGACUAUGAGCUCAAGACCUGCCUUCUGGAAGAUACCCUGCACGUCGUGGACAUGGAGGCCAGGCUCACAGGAAGGGAGAAGCGAGUGGGAGGCUUUGACCUCAUGUGGAAUGAUGGCCCUGUCAGCCGAGAAGAGGGGGCUCCUGACCUGUCGGGGAUGGGGAAUUUUGUGACCAACACACACCUUGGCUGUGUCAACGAUCGGAAAAAACAGCUGAGGCAACUGUUCCGCUCCCUUCAAAGCCAGAAGAAAGCCUCCAGUUAGUCCCCGCGGUGGGGAGGAAAGCGACCCUGGGAGGUGCCAGCACAGUCCUCUCCCCACUCUUUCCAGCACAGCGGUGCCUCCACGCACUCACCUCCCUCCCUCUGGCCUGGCAGCAGCGUUGCUGCUCACUGCUUGUUCCAGGUCCCCUGGAUGCCCCCACCUGGGCACCUCUGCACCAGGAGACGGCCAAUCCCUGGGACUAGAUGCGUAUUAACCUUGAGGGAUUGGCCUGGCCAUCGGGCCUGACAAGGACAACCGCAGCAAGUUCUGCUACCCCAGAGAUCCUGUUUAAUAAAUGAGAACAGACCUCA
Messenger RNA from Lynx canadensis (Canada lynx), 1747 nucleotides. RefSeq names its product tubulin tyrosine ligase like 9 (gene TTLL9). Gene Ontology annotation, cellular component: cilium. Gene Ontology annotation, biological process: protein polyglutamylation; microtubule cytoskeleton organization. The transcript is spliced from 15 exons. NCBI's taxonomy places the organism in Eukaryota, Metazoa, Chordata, Mammalia, Carnivora, Felidae. The record is from RefSeq and is a predicted model, not a curated record. Gene Ontology annotation, molecular function: ATP binding; tubulin binding; tubulin-glutamic acid ligase activity. Bases 51 to 1436 code for a protein of 461 amino acids.